AUGGAAUCAAUUGAUAUCCAAAAUCGAUCGUUCGUUGUUCGUUGGUUAAAAUGUUCAGUAAAUGACGUUAUCAAUUACCAAAUUAAACCAUUGAAAAAAUCAAUUGAUGUAAGUAUCUACAAAAAGGUUACAAAUAACAAUGAGGAUAAUGAACAAGGCAAUAUAUAUAAUGAACACAUAAGUGGUAAUAUGUCGAACCCGAACAUUCAUAUCAUUAAUGAUAUAAAGGAUGCAUACAAUAAACCUAUUACUCCUACUACGAACUCCUCCCAAGUUAAAAAAGACGAUAGCAUACAUAAACCAUCAGAUAAUAAUAAUAUAAGUUCAAGAGAUCAUAGUGGGUCGACAGUCAGUGCUUUCAGUAACAAUGAUAGUAACUCAAGUUUAAACGAAUUGAAUCAAAGCAAUGCAUCAAGACCUCGUAGAUCAUUAAGUUUAAAUAACAUUACGCAUCAGUCAAAAACAUUGUCAUUAAGUGAAAAAUUAACCAAAGAAGGUUAUACGUUAGUUAAAAAUAUUGGUCAUGUUCAAGGGAAUUUUUUAGUUCAAGAUAGUAUUAAAGUGGUAACGAAAUCGACAAAUAAGGAUUUCUAUUUUAUAUUUGUAUUCAAUAAUACGCUGUCAAAAAAUAUUAAGAAGAAAAUUUUGUUUAAUAUGUCAUUACAAUCAGUUAAAAAAGAGAAAUUUGUUCCUAUUAGCUCUCCAGUCAUUCCAAUAGAUUCUCGCACCAGUUUAACGGGGAAACAAACUUUGAAUCAGGCAGGAUCAACUUUAAAUUCGGAAAUAGCCAUCACAGUUGGUCAAGGAAGAUAUCUACAAGGUUAUUUAUUAAAGAAGAGGAGAAAAAGAUUACAGGGUUUUAAAAAAAGAUUUUUUUCACUGGACUUCAAAUAUGGAACAUUGUCAUAUUAUAUGAACGAUCAUAAUCAAUCAUUCAGAGGUGAAAUUUUGGUGAACUUAUCGACAGUCAGUGCGAAUAAAAAGGAUAAACUAAUUAUAAUAGAUUCGGGUAUGGAAAUUUGGGCUUUGAAAGCCACCUCUUUGACCUCUUGGGAAGCAUGGGUCACUGCAUUCCAGUCUUGUUUUGAAAAUGAAAAGAAACAGACUGAUAUUACGAUGAGAGAUGCAUCGAAGAGAGACUCGAGAACUGAAAAGGUUUCUGAUUUGCAUGAUUAUGAAAGAUGUGAGUUCAAUACAAGAUUGAGGAACCAAAAUAUAAAACAUGAGAGAGCUCUGAAUCAAGCGUCCAUUGUACGGGAUAAUUUACUAUGGAAACAGGUAACAGAAAUAAAAGACAGGUUAGGAAAAUGCAAGAAUGAUUCAAAAUUAUACGUAAAGAUAAAAGAUAAUGAUCCUAAAAUCUCAAAUAAAGAUAAAACCAAUAAUCUAUUCCAAGACAUACAGAAAAUAGAAAGUUUAGUUAACAAGUUGGUAGAAGAUAUCCGUGACCAUGACUUAAAUUUCAAUGAGACUAUUCAAAGAAGAUCCUCUAUCGAAACAAAUAAAUCCUCAGUUUCUCUAGAUAAGUUAUCAGCAAUUUCAGCUUUUAGCGAUGACGUAUUUUUUGAUGCCGAAGAUAUUGGUAAUAGAGUUAUUAUGUUGCCUGAUGAACAAAUAGAAAUGGAUCAUGAGAUACCAAUUAAGAGUACAGAUUUAACAAAGCAUAAUUCGAAAUAUGGUGAUGAUGAAGACGAAGAUGAUGAGGAGGACGAGGACGAGGACACUGAUGUAAAUAAAUAUAACCAGGAUUCUUUAAGUGAUGAGGACUCGAUUAGGGAACACUCCGAGUUAUUCUCUUUCAAUGCUGUGGGGUCCUCACAAAAGAAAGAUAGCAUUAAUUCAGAAGAUAAUUUGUACCCUCUGCCCUUGAAAAAAAAAAUUAAUCGUCGUAAUGACAUAUCCAUAUCCUCUACCUCUCCCCCAAGUUUAUUAUCAUUUCUAAGGAAAAAUGUCGGUAAAGAUUUAAGCUCAGUGGCUAUGCCCAUUAGUGCAAAUGAACCUCAUUCUAUUUUACAAACAUUAGCAGAAUCUUUUGAAUAUGCAGACAUUCUUUCCAAUAUAUCAACAACAGAUUCUACGUUUCAACCCUUAUCUAUUGUAUCUGCAUUUGCAGUAUCAGCAUUAUCUAUUUAUAGAGAUAAAACCAGAGUGCUAAGAAAACCAUUCAAUCCAUUGUUAGGUGAAACAUUUGAGUAUAUUAGUGAUACAAAACAAUUUAGGUUAAUCUCAGAGAAAGUAUCACAUAAGCCUCAAAUAUUUGUUUUCCAUGUAGAACAUAAAGAUUGGGAAUGCAACUAUACUGUUUCUCCUGUUCAAACCUUUUGGGGUAAGUCUGUUGAGUUAAAUAAUGAAGGUAUUGUGAAGCUUGAAUUAAAAAAUUCCGGUGAAGUGUUAGAAUGGGCCCAACCUACUGCUAUGCUAAAGAACUUGCUUGCAGGUGAAAAAUAUAUUGAACCUAUAAAUGAAUUUAAAAUUCUAUCUUCAAAAGGUGGUUAUGCAAAAGUUCUUUUCCGGGGUUCUAGUAUGUUUGGAGGCAGAUCUGAAGAAUUGACUGCUACUAUUGUUCCUUCAUCGAAGGAUCCAAAUUACUCAAAAGAAACUAUUACUGGUAAGUGGACCGAAUCGUUGGUUGAUAAAAGAAGCAAUGAAUUUUUAUGGAAGGUUGAAGAACUACUUUCUGAUUCUAAGAAAAAAUAUGGCUUUACAAAGUUUGCUGCGAAUCUAAAUGAAAUUACUACUAUAGAAGAAGGAUUUUUACCUCCGACUGAUUCAAGAUUAAGACCAGACAUGAGAGCCUACGAAAAUGGUGAAUUAGAUAAGGCUGAAACUUUAAAGCUGGAAUUGGAGAAAAUACAACGUGAUAGGAGAACUGAUAGGAACGAUGUUAAACCUAAAUUCUUUAAGAAGAUAUCAGAAAAAGAAUGGGCUUUCAUUCAAGGAGAAGACAGUUAUUGGGAAAGACGUAAGCGCGGAGAUUGGAGUGGUAUUGACGCAUUGUGGUAA
Messenger RNA from Tetrapisispora phaffii CBS 4417, 3003 nucleotides. RefSeq names its product oxysterol-binding protein related protein OSH3 (gene OSH3). Gene Ontology annotation, biological process: ER to Golgi ceramide transport; endocytosis; maintenance of cell polarity. Gene Ontology annotation, cellular component: cytosol; plasma membrane; perinuclear endoplasmic reticulum. The coding region runs from base 1 to 3003 and encodes 1000 amino acids. Lineage: Eukaryota; Fungi; Ascomycota; Saccharomycetes; Saccharomycetales; Saccharomycetaceae. The transcript has a single exon. The record is from RefSeq and is a predicted model, not a curated record. Gene Ontology annotation, molecular function: sterol binding.